Molecule: messenger RNA, 1314 nt
Organism: Aspergillus ibericus CBS 121593
Lineage: Eukaryota; Fungi; Ascomycota; Eurotiomycetes; Eurotiales; Aspergillaceae
Product: CCDC90 family protein
Exons: 3
Coding region: 116-1051 (311 amino acids)
Cellular component (GO): mitochondrion
Source: RefSeq, a predicted model, not a curated record
UCUAACAUCUGCUCGAUCAAGUCGGCCAUUCUCGUGGCUUCGUGCUGGCGUCUCUCCCGUCCCUUCCAUCCCUUCCUCGUACUUGACCGGAGCACAUUCUCUAUCGUCGAGAACUAUGGCGCCGCAGAAAUCCGUAACGGAAGUGCCCCGUUCCAUCCUCCCCCGUCUUACCUGGAACGGCUCCUCUGCCCGCACCACCGUCACUCCUCCCCAGACCACCGUCCUUCCAGCAAAGCGCCAACAGAAGCAGCAACCUAGAUGGAACUCGACCCCUGCCAGACGGCAUCUUCAUACCUUGGCCUUCUCGUCCUCUUCCCCGCUCGGAUUUCCCGCAGCAUCCCGAGAGGUUGGCACGUCAACAUCGAUCGCAAGACGGUUUCCGUCAGCGGGCAAGCCGGCCAGUCGACCAGCCGCAGAGACCCUCGGGAACCCCAUUCGGCAUAACGGUGUAUAUGUCGCUACUUUCAAUCCUGCUAGGAGAGCUUUUCACGCGUCUGCCCCGCAUCAACGGGACCAUCACUUCGAUACAUUGAAAUUUGUCCAACGAUUGAAGGAUGAGGGAUUCAGCGAGGAGCAGGCCGUUGCCAUGAUGAGGGUCCUGAACGACGUCAUUCAAGAGUCCAUACAGAACUUGACUCGGACCAUGGUGCUUCGGGAAGAUACCGAAAGAUCAGCCUACACCCAAAAGGUUGACUUCGCCAAACUGCGCUCCGAGCUACUCAAUGCAGAUUCUACCGAAGCGCAGCUGACUCGCUCGUCGCAUGAGAAGAUCGCCGCCGACCUCGCCAAGCUCAAUUCGCGCCUACGCGACGAGAUCGGGCGCACGCAAGCGUCGGUGCGUCUCGAUCUGAACCUUGAGAAAGGUCGUAUCCGUGAAGAAGCCAAUGGUCAGGAGAUGAGAAUAAAGGAGACUGAGACAAGGAUUGAGCAAGAGGUGGCAGGGUUGAGGGAGCGCGUAGAGGCUGUCAAGUUCUCCACAUUACAAUGGCUCAUGGGUGUUUGCACCGGUACCGCCGCACUGAUUCUUGGUGCCUGGCGUCUUUUCAUGUGAGCCGUUAUCCUUGGGGAUCGUUUUGCGGAAUUGCCCGGAGGAUGGCCUUUUGUCGCUUCGAAAGAGGCCUACCUAUUGUAUAUUAUCACCCCACUCUGUCUCCUGACCCGCUGGAUCCUGGUGGGUUUGGGCCAGGAGGACCAUUCUGUUUCUUCUUUGUUUAUUAGCGAUUCUGGGGUCUUCGGUGAUCUCUGGCCUUGUUUUUUUUUUCGGAAAUAGACAUACUUGGAGGAUAGACAUAAUGGAUCCAGGAAGAAACGGCC